GAAGCCAUUUGUGUCAAGGUGACAUCUGGAGAGCCUAAAUGUCAGGAAAGGCCAAUGCCCCCGUUGGCUACCAUCCAGCCCAAAACACCAAGACAGAGCCAGCCCCCCAGCAGAGGUUCCAGCCAUGUGGGGCUUUGUGUCACAAACCCUCAGCUGCUCAAGAUACAGCCCCUCAUGAGAACCAGGCCCCUGCCAUGCUUUUUGAGUGACUUGCCUCAGCCUCCUGCUCAGGUGUUCAUACAGAUGCCACUGCCUGCCCCCCAACAAGUCCCUGCAAAGAUACUUACAAUCCCUAAGCCUUCAAAUGGACAGGGCUCCACAUCGACCCCUUUGUCAGCCUCUGACCCACCAGUGGUAACACCUGUUUCAUCCAGUUCAGCUCAUUUAUUUAUUUCCCACUUGCAUACAAAACAUACUGAGAAAUUAAAAAAAUCUUUAAAAGUAAAAACACGUUCUGGACGGAUAUCUCGGCCUCCGAAAUAUAAAGCUAAAGAUUAUAAAUUCAUAAAAACAGAGGAUUUGGCAGAUGGUCAUCUGUCAGAUUCUGACGAUUAUUCAGAACUAAGUGUGGAAGAAGAUGAGGACCAGAGGGACAAGCAGGUGCUCUUUGACUUAUCAAGCUGCUCUCUGAGGCCCAAAACGUUUAAGUGUCAUACUUGUGAAAAAUCCUACAUAGGAAAAGGGGGACUUGCCCGGCAUUUUAAACUUAAUCCAGGGCAUGGCCAGCUGGAACCUGAGAAGCUGCUGUCUGAGAAAGCUGAUGGGAGUGUGAUCCGAGGGUGCCUGGAGGAAGGGACUUUCCUGGAGCUGUCCACACCAACUGCUCUACAAGGAGAAGGCACCCUCUCCUGCUAUGCCACAGAGACAGAAUCAGCACGGGGUAACCUGCAGAAUGGUCAGUCUGUAGAAGUUGAAGAGGCAUUGGUGUCUGAACCUGAAAAUGGAAGUCAUUCUGCUCUUUGGGUAUCAGAAAAUCACCUGGGAUCCGGAAGUGGAUGCUCGGAGACCUGUGCAGAGUCCAGCACAGCCAUCCUUCAGCAGAGAAGAACGCCUCAGCCACAUGGGAGCCCUGCUGUAGCAGGAGGACAGAACACAUCCAAUGGCAAAGCCAGGCUUAAGGAGUUUCUCCAACAGUGUGACCAGGAGGACCUAGUGGAGUUGGCUCUACCACAGCUGGCUCAGGCUGUGACUGUAUAUGAAUUUCUUCUGAUGAAGGUUGAAAAAGUUCAUCUGGCAAAGCCUUUUUUCCCAGCUGUAUAUAAGGAAUUUGAAGAGUUGCAUAAAAUGGUUAAGAAAAUGUGUCAAGAUUACCUCAGUACUUCUGGUUCAUGUUCUCAGGAGCUCCUGGAAAUAAGGAAUAAUAAGGUUGCUGAGUCAUUAGGAAUUACAGAAGAAUUCUGGAGGGAAAAAGAAAUUCAUCCAGACUGCAUUCUACCCAAGCAUCCCAGCCAAGAGACGGAUGGGGAGCAGCUAGAGGAAGCUAGCAGACAGAAAAGGCAAAAUGAGGCGGCAGAGGAGGGGCUGGCCUCAGUAAAAAGGCCCAGAAGAGAAGCUCUCCCCAGGGAUACCACAGAGUCUCUUGCUGCCAACAGUGGAGGCUGUGAGAAGCAUGGGCUCUUACGUGCUCCAACUGCCAGUGAGGGCCAGCAGCUGAAGGCAUUUGCUGACUUAGAAGCCAGGAGUGGAUCUGUGGGCCCUACUUCCUCCUAUCAGGAUGUCGGUGGGUCAGCUCUUUAUAAUCAGUCAGAAGAGCCCAGGAGUCUGACCCAGACACAGGAGGCGGCAUUCCCUGAAGAGAGUGCUCUGGAACAUUCUUCAGACCAGGACAUCAGGGACAGCCUGAGGAGCCCAGGUGUCUACAGCAUCUUGUCAUCAGGUACAACAGUGUCCCAGGAGGAGGACAUUGUCAUAGUAACCAGUGCAGAGGGGCCUGCCCUGCAGAUGGGCCCACCAGAAGGAAUUCCCCUGGAAACUGUGGAGUCGUUCUUCGCUGUGGAGGCAGAGCCCUCACAGUGAAAAGGAGUUCAGAUCCUAGAUGUGUAUGUAUUUUAUCCAAAGAAGGUCUGUUUCAAGCAAUGUAUAGUUUUCUAAUGUAAAUACUGACACAAAGGAACUUUUAUUUAUAAAGAAUAAUGUCUUUCUCUCCUAAUGGCUACAUUUCUGGGUAGAGCUUAUCAUAAUAGGGGGAGAUACAUUACCUGAUGACAUACCCCUCCAACAUAUCCA
This is a messenger RNA of Otolemur garnettii (small-eared galago), 2226 nucleotides long. It is a transcript of the gene ZNF839, whose product is annotated as zinc finger protein 839. The coding region runs from base 55 to 2016 and encodes 653 amino acids. The transcript has 8 exons. The record is from RefSeq and is a predicted model, not a curated record. Lineage: Eukaryota; Metazoa; Chordata; Mammalia; Primates; Galagidae.